Messenger RNA from Eimeria mitis, 1695 nucleotides. RefSeq lists its product as uncharacterized. Lineage: Eukaryota; Apicomplexa; Conoidasida; Eucoccidiorida; Eimeriidae. Bases 1 to 1695 code for a protein of 564 amino acids. The transcript is spliced from 4 exons. The record is from RefSeq and is a predicted model, not a curated record.
AUGGAAGAUAAUGGCAUGCCAGAAGACGCUGCUCUAAGGCGGCAGCAGCAUCAGGAGCAACAACAACAACGGCAGCAGAUUGUAUCGGGCCCAGACCCAAAUGCAGAGGCCUGGCAGCUUGAGCUGUACUACCUGCUGGAGUCGAUAGAGGCAUGCCAACAGCAGUUGGUUCUCCUUUGUGAAACACAUACUGGAGCAGCACGUACUGCUGCUGCUGCAUCCGGCGGAGAUGCAGCCAAAGCUGCUAGCCCCUCACUGGGGGACUCUAGGACACAGGAAUUCGCGACAAAUUGUAUUAUGCUCCUGUGCACAGACGCCGCAUCGCCAGCACAGCGUCAGCAGGCCGAGGUGUCUUUGAUGGCGUUCCAGGGAUCCCCAGGCUACCUCACAUUACUUCUGCAGUGCUACUUACGCUGUACGGCAACUGCCGCCGCAGCAGCAGCAGUCGCAACAAAGGGAGCAGCAGCAGCAGCAGACCAGCUGGUACAGCUCACUGGAAAGCUGCAACCGCCAGUGCCCCACGACCCGGAAGCCCCCUUUGCUGCGCUGGUCCUGCUUAAGGGAGCACUCCAAAGCAGAUCUACGGUGAGCAGUAGCAGCUGCAGCCCCUCUGACAGCAGCAGGGGCAGCGCCCUGCAGAAGGCUGUGGGACUGACGGAACAGCAGCAGCAGCAGGCGAUGAGUCAGGAGCAGGCACGAGGCUCUGAUGCUGCUGAUGAUGUGCUAAAGGGGGAACUGGCAUUUGUACAGGCAUUGCUGGUGUGUCUGUACAAGGUAGUGGGCGCCCCACGUUGUUCGCGCAUGCUCAAGGUGUACGUGGCGCUGCUGCGGCGCCUGGCGAGGGCUGCAGCAACGACAGCAGCAACGAGUGCAACAGUAGCCAGGCUGCAGCAAGUGCUGUCGCAGCAGUCAGUACAGGAAACGUUAAAUAGCUACAGCAGCUGCAGCUCUUCCUGGGGAAGCGUCUUGCCUCUUGGUUGUGGGACACAGCCACUGCAGCUCCAGCAGACGGUGCGCGAGGCGGCAGCAACGGAUGGGGCACUGUUGCUGCUGGUGCUUGAGACAACGAUCGUACGACUGCUGAGAGCAGCACAACGAGAUGAUGCGGACACUGCUCUGUACGCGCACCUCCUAAAGCAGCUCCUGAAGGAGCUGGUGACUGUAAGGAUUGGUGGGGGCCAGUUGUUCUUCGCCGUCUGCACGACGCUGCUGCCUUUUCUUAGUCAGCUCGUGGCAGCUCUUGCGGGCCGUGUGUUGCCGCUGGUUAGGGUUAAUAUCCAGCUUCUAGGGGAGCAGCAGCAGCUGCAGCAGCGCCUGGACAAGCAGUUGGGGUACAGCCGUGAAGGGGGCCCGCAGUCGCCGCCACAGCAACAGCACCAGCAGCAGCAGGAGGUUCAGUGGUUGCAGGAGCAAGUAGAACGCAUGCAGCGCGAAAUCUACGCACACAGUGAAACCUGGGAAGACAUGGCAAAGGUGUUGGCCCAUAUUUCGAGCUCGCUGCUCAUGUGUGAAGCCAGGGCUGGCAGGGCAUCGCAGGAUGUGGGAGACGUAACGGCUUUACAGGAGCUUCAUGAAUUGGUGCUGCUGUUGCUGCAGCAGCAGCAACUGUCGGGGGGCGGAACUCCUUACUCAGCGAGGGCUGCGUUCAAGCUUUUUAAAGUUCUUCUUAGAGGCAAGGGAUCACAGCAGCAGUAG